GGAAGAUGGCGGAUAACAAAGGCGAGGAGGAUAUGGAACCGUCUGCAAAUUUGGACUCAGUGCCUUCAGUGCAAGAUAGCGAGCAGUCAGAGGCGAAAGUCGAAAAUGCGGUGAUAGUUAUAGAAGGAAACACGAAGGAUGAUGCGGAAACCGAGGCCCGCGACAGCGCUACCGAGGCACCGACACCCACCAGUGAAGGAGGGGACGUUAGCAGCGGCUCGGCUGUUGCUGCUGUGGUCGGGGAAGCCAACGGUAGCGUUAGCAACGCCGUUAGCCCGGCUGGAACCAGCAGCACCAAUGCAGAGCCAGCGGCAGCCGAAACCCCAGCCGCCGGGGAGACUCCAGCUGGCGGACUCACUACCGAAAUGUCUCCCCCUCCCACGGCUCCAGCCGCCACGCCGGUAUCCACUCCCAUUAAUUUACUGGAUACGUGCGCCGUGUGUAAACAAAGUCUUCAGAGCCGAGACUGUGAACCAAAACUUCUGCCUUGUCUGCACUCUUUUUGCCUAAAAUGUAUUCCGCAACCAGACAGACAGAUUAGCGUACAGGUGCCUGGACCACACGGGCAAACUGACACACACAUAGUAAACGUGAUGCGGUGUUCAGUUUGCCACCAGGACUACAAGCAAAGCGACAUCGUUGACAACUACUUCGUCAAAGACACGACAGAGGCCACGAACGCGUCCGAUGAAAAGGCUGCACAGGUGUGCACAAGCUGUGAGGACAACGCAGGAACCAUAGGCUUCUGUGUGGAGUGUGGCGAAUGGCUGUGUAAGACCUGCGUGGAGGCCCACCAGAGGGUCAAGAUCACCAAGGACCACAAAAUCCGCACCAAGGAGGACGCUGAUGCUGCCUCGGAGUCCGUCGGGGCAUCAGGACAGAGGCCGGUUUUCUGUCCCAUCCACAAGCAGGAGCCUCUUAAACUAUUCUGUGAGACUUGUGACACGUUGACCUGUAGGGACUGCCAGCUGCUGGAACACAAGGAGCACAGGUACCAAUUUCUGGAAGAGGCUUUCCAGAACCAUAAAGGCAUCAUUGAGACCAAUAUGGCCAAGCUACAAGAAAAGAAGAACUAUGUCCAUUACUCUGUCUCUCAGGUGCAAAGCAGGUUAAAAGAGCUGAACGAGACGCACAGGAAGGUGGAGCACGAGAUUAAAAUUGCAGUAUUUACUCUUAUAAAUGAAAUCAACAAAAAGGGCAAGUCCUUGUUGCAGCAGUUGGAGAACGUGACCAAAGAGCGCAGUUUGAGGCUGGUGGCUCAGCAUAAGGACACUACCCAGCUGGCCCAGCAGAUCCACCAUGUGCUCAACUUCUGCCACUGGGCCAUCACGACUGGCAGCAGCACGGCGCUGCUCUACAGCAAGAGGCUGAUUCUGUUCCAGCUUCGCCAGCUUUUCAAGGCCAGACUGGAGCCAGCGCCGCAGGCCAAUGGAGUGGUGCGCUUCUUCUGUGACCCCACCUUUUGGGCCAAGAAUGUAGUGAAUCUAGGCAAUUUAGUAAUUGAGAAACCGCCUCCACCUGCACAGCCGCCUAAUGUGAUCGUAGGAGGACCGGCCAUUUCACCGGGACAGGGUCACCCAAGCAAACACCCAGGACAAAUCAAUCUCGCCCAGCUCCGGUUGCAGCACAUGCAGCAGGCGGCUUAUGCACAGCAGAAGCAGCAGCAACAGCAGCAGCAGCACCAGCAGCAGAUACAGCAACAGAUGCGCAUCGCCUCACAGAUGUCCCAGCAGCAUGCAAGACAGGCCGGCCCACCUUUGGUUCAGCAGCAGCCUCCACGACUCAUCAGUAUGCAGCAGCUACCACGAGGGCCUGGGGGUAUGAACAGUGGGCCCGGACCCCCCAUGUACCCGUCCUCCCACCACAUGCGUCUACCUGGUCCCCCACAGGGCCGAAUGCCCACCGCUCAGCCACGACACAAUGGACAGCAGUAUCCGCCAAUGAUGCAGCCUCAGUUACAGAGACAGAUGUCUGUAGAAUCUGAGAUGAGCCACCAAAGGUUUCGUUUCUUACUACAAUCAGGGCAUUCCAACCCUGGGCAUGCAGGCCCCUUCCCAGUGGCAUCCCUGCACAAUGCCAACCCCACAAGUCCCACCAGUGCCAGUAUGGCCGGCGCACACGCUCACCGCGGCCCUGCCAGCCCCAUCAUCGGUCCAAUCGAGCUGAUCCCCUCGGUCACCAACCCCGAGAACCUGCCCUGCCUACCUGAGAUCCCGCCCAUUCAGUUGGAGGAUGCAGGAUCCAGCAACCUUGGACACCUCCUGUCUCGUUACAUCACAGCCAGCACACAGCACCAGCUGGGCUCAGUGGACAUGAACCCCUCACCUGGACUAUCGACACACUCGCCUGGAUCUUCAGGUCUGUCCAACGCCCACACGCCAGCGCGACCUUCUAGCACGUCCAGCACGGGCAGCAGAGGGAGCUGUAGCUCUGCGGGUCGAGCAGGUCCAGGUGGUGGCGCCGCAGCAGAGCCGGUGAGGGUGAAGCAGGAGCCCGGUACAGAAGACAGCUACAGCUGUCCAGCCUCUUCUCUGAAGACGGAGAGGGGCAAGGAUGCUGGGAGAAGUGCCUGCAUGAUGAACAGUCCAGAGAACAGUCCCCUUCCUAUACUGGGAGUCGUGUCUGCAGGCCAAGAUGCUAUCAAGGCUCUAGGGGAGCGCAUCAAAACAGAACCUCAGUCUGAGACACCUUGUUCUGGACUAAAUGGCUCCAGUGCAGCAACAUCAUCUUCCUCCUCAACCACUAUGACCUCCACUACCUCGUCAUCCGCUGAGAACAGCAGCAGCAAGGAAGGCCUUCCCCUCACCAACGGAAACGUAGACAAGGGGUCAGAGACCAAAGGGAGUGGGACGUCUGCUGGGACGGGGAGUCUUGGUGGAAAAGAGGACGACCCCAACGAAGACUGGUGCGCUGUUUGCAUCAACGGUGGUGACCUGCUGUGCUGCGACCGCUGUCCCAAAGUGUUCCACAUGAAAUGUCAUGUGCCCACCAUAAAAAUCUUUCCAAAAGGUGACUUUCUCUGCACGUUCUGCCGGAGUCUAACCAACCCCGAAAUAGAGUAUUGUGACGACAGCAGGAAAAUCAAAGAAGAGCAGGCCCUGAAUCCUGAGGACCAAAGGAUAUGUGAACGCCUCCUGCUGUACAUCUUCUGUCAUGAGCUCAGCGUGGGUUUUAGGGAACCGGUUCCUAGCUCUGUGCCCAACUACUACAAGAUCAUCAAGCAGCCCAUGGACCUGAAGAAGGUGAAGAAGAAGCUGCAGCUACGGAGCUCCCAGUACUACCAGUCAACCCUGGAGUUUGUGUCCGACAUGCGCCUGGUCUUCAAAAACUGUGCAAAGUACAACGAGAUGUCUCGAAUAAUCCAGGUUUAUGAUGAGGAGAAACAGAUUAAUACGCAGGCGGGCUCUGAGAUGGCGAUAUCCGGCAAGGCGGUAAGCCUGUACUUUGAAGAGAAGUUGCAGGAGAUGUUCCCCGGCCAAAGCUUCCCCGAAACCCCCGAAGCGGAGUCCCUGGACGAGAAGGAGAAGGAGGAGGAGGACACCGACGACUCCGAGGAGGAUUUCAUACAGCCCAGACGCAAGCGGUUGAAAACAGAUGAGAAAGUGGUCCACAUCAAAUGAGAACCAACCGCAAGAGAAACAAGACAAGUAAAGAACUGUCUUCCUCACGUCGUGCAUUUCUUUUGUUUUUGGAGGCAGGAAUAAAAUAUGAAACAAAGAGAGAACAGGAUGAGAUUUUCUGUACAAACUGCUCAAUUUAUCUCGUCCCGGCCUUUGAGAGAAUUCAACUACACAAGACGUCUGCUUCUCUGAGAACUCUAAAGGACAGGAAACCACGAGAGCUUCAUUCCUUCCUUAUUUCACGGACAUUCAACUCGCCUGUACAUAGUUUUGAAGUAGGACUCGUUUUUUCCACUAGUUAAUGAUCGGUCGUUUCUUUUCUAUCAUCCAUUUUCAUUUGUAGAUUUGUUGUGACGAUUGCUUUAUAAAACAAAAAUCCACUGUUUAAUGUAAUAUAUCUAUACUUUGACAUGAAGCCUACCAAGUAUUUGUAUGACUUUGUGGAAACAUGAUGUAAAUAAGAGAAUCUAGCCUACUGAAGGUAUUCCUUCAGUAUAGAUGUUUGGGUGCGUCAUCAAUAAAACCUGUUCUUGAAAUAUAUCGAA
Stegastes partitus (bicolor damselfish) is the source of this 4165-nucleotide messenger RNA. It is a transcript of the gene trim33, whose product is annotated as tripartite motif containing 33. Gene Ontology annotation, molecular function: protein binding; zinc ion binding. Gene Ontology annotation, cellular component: chromatin. Bases 6 to 3620 code for a protein of 1204 amino acids. The transcript is spliced from 21 exons. The record is from RefSeq and is a predicted model, not a curated record. Lineage: Eukaryota; Metazoa; Chordata; Actinopteri; Pomacentridae.